Molecule: messenger RNA, 1285 nt
Organism: Ricinus communis (castor bean)
Lineage: Eukaryota; Viridiplantae; Streptophyta; Magnoliopsida; Malpighiales; Euphorbiaceae
Product: phosphatidylinositol:ceramide inositolphosphotransferase 3
Exons: 11
Coding region: 137-1003 (288 amino acids)
Biological process (GO): ceramide biosynthetic process
Cellular component (GO): Golgi membrane; endoplasmic reticulum membrane; trans-Golgi network
Molecular function (GO): sphingomyelin synthase activity; inositol phosphoceramide synthase activity; ceramide cholinephosphotransferase activity
Source: RefSeq, a predicted model, not a curated record
UCAAAAAUUAGUUGGUUUAAGCAGUUAAUGUGGAGAUUAAAUAAUAUAUAUAUAUAUAUAUAUAUAUAUAAAAUGAGAGUAUAAAGCUUGUCUUUUUCAAUAAAUUAAUGUCAAACUUUAAUCUUCAAUUCCCAUAAUGCCCCUUUACGUUGAUCGCCAAUCCCCUAAGCUAUGGAGAAAAAUUUGCACAGAAAUGUCAAUAGAAGUUUCACUUGUUGCAGAGAAUUGGAAGCCUCUUAUUUCUGGAAUCAUCUUUCAGUACGUACAUGGAUUAGCUGCACAUGGAAUUCAUUACUUACAUAGGCCAGGACCAGCACUUCAGGAUGCUGGCUUUUCCAUUCUUCCAGAACUUGGUCUGGACAAAGCUUAUGUUAGUGAGACAUUGUUUACAUUCAUUUUUUCUUCUUUUGUGUUGUGGACCGUUCACCCUUUCAUUUUUCAGCACAAGAAAAUUUAUACAGCUUUAAUCUGGUGCAGGGUACUUGCUUAUUUAGUGGCUUGUCAGAUUCUUCGGAUAGUUACAUUCUAUUCAACUCACCUUCCUAGUCCAAAUUAUCACUGCCAUGAGGGCUCAAAACUUGCCAGGCUUCCCCGUCCAGAAAGUGUGUUUGAACUGCUCAUAAUCAAUUUUUCCCAAGGGGUUAAUUAUGGCUGUGGUGAUUUGAUUUUUUCAUCACACAUGAUUUUUACCCUAGUGUUUAUCCGCACAUAUCAUAAGUAUGGCACAAGGAGGUGCAUAAAGCAGUUUGCUUGGUUACUUGCUGUGGUUCAGAGCCUUCUUAUUAUAGCAUCUCACAAACAUUACACAGUUGACAUUGUCGUGGCAUGGUAUACUGUAAAUUUGGUAGCAUUCUUUGUUGACAAAAAAUUGCCAGAACUGCCUGACCGAUCUGCCGGACUCACAUCUCUGCCACUGCUACCUGUAAGCAGAGACAGGGAUAGCAGGAGCACAGAAGAGCAUCGUAAAUUACUGAAUGGGGUUUCAGUUGAAACUGCAAAUUAGAUAUGGGACAUUGUUAGUGAAAGUUUCCAGUUAUUGUAUUGAUUUUACCUCCAGAUGAUUCCCUUUAGGCACUUUGAAAUGGUUAAAAAUGCCUGUAAACUCACAUAUGAUAGAACACAAAUAGAUUCCAAUAUUAGGGACAGAAUCAGUGGUAAAUUGUACAUAGACAUCAGCAAUUGCUGAAGAUAGCUAUGCUGAUGUUAUCUCAUUGAUUAUGUGACUGAAUUUUCUAGCUGAGAAUACAUCCUCAAAUUCAGUUAGUGGGUGUUUGAUAAACCUCAA